CCAGCAAUACCUCUGAACUGUGACAGCGGAUGAGCCGCUCUCUUCCAGCGCUUUCACCACUCACUCUGUCAGCUGGAAAUCGGAGGUUUACGACGGUCAUGUCGGUGAAAACCGCGAGGGCUCCUGGACGCAGGGAUGGAGGGCCGUGAUUGGACGUUUGAUUCACCUGCUGGGAGUCGUGUUGCAGAAAAGUUUCUCCAUCGGUAAGAAAUGGCGGAGGAGAUGUUCAACGACUCAGUUCUGGAUCUAAAAGAACUAGAGCUGAAAGUGGGAAGGAAAACUCCGGACUGUCUUCUGACAUGGAUGAAGGAUGCGACCGAUUGUCCUGAAGAGAGAGACGACUCCGCUUUAUCUGACAAAAUACACAACUUAAAACAAGAUAUGAGGGCGCUGCGGUGCACAGACGUGAGGAUCCUGCGCCAGUUGGUGGCCAUUCACGAGGGCAUCGAGGCGGUGCGAUGGCUGGUGGAGGAGAGGGGCGCCUUGGCGAGUCACGGCAGCAGCUUGACAGGAAGCCUGAGCAGCUUGGUGACAGUUGAGGAGCCAGGGGCCUCAGUGUCCCCCUGCAGAGACAGCCCGAGUCUGACCUUCCUCCAGGAUGUGACCGAGGAGGAGUCAGCCGAUCAGCCACCGCCUACUGAUGUAGACCAUUCACACAAGCCGCCCGCCGUCUCAUCAACAAGCCCUCAGAACUUCACUGAUCCUCUUCAGGGGGCUCUGUUCAGGUCUCUCAGAGUCUCUCAUGCAGAUGGGAGAGACAACCCAACCGAAGGCAACAUGGAGGAACAUUCUGGCAGUUUGUCCAAAGAAGCGCUUCUGCUGGCUUAUGAUGCCCAGUGGUGCUGGGUGGAGUCUCAGGAUGAUGUGACUUAUUUAUGAUUUGCCAAAGAUGAAUUGUGGUUGGCAUGGUGCUCAUACUAAGGUACUGUGUGUAUGGUGUGGAAACACAUGACUCCUUUUAAUUUGUGUCAUUUUACAAGACGUUUUUUUGUGAAUUGAUUCUGAAAAUGAU
Messenger RNA from Synchiropus splendidus (mandarinfish), 1012 nucleotides. Its product is annotated as leucine rich adaptor protein 1-like. The record is from RefSeq and is a predicted model, not a curated record. NCBI's taxonomy places the organism in Eukaryota, Metazoa, Chordata, Actinopteri, Syngnathiformes, Callionymidae. Gene Ontology annotation, biological process: positive regulation of canonical NF-kappaB signal transduction; positive regulation of cytokine production. The coding region runs from base 211 to 879 and encodes 222 amino acids. The transcript is spliced from 3 exons.